GAGUGGCAUAACCUCAUCAGGAAGGUGUAUAGAGACAUAGCGGUCAUAUGCGCGAAAAUGGCGCCGACUUCCGGUGCUUGACCAACCUAAGAGUUCGCACACGCGGCUUGUUGGAUCUUCCUGUGAUGGGUUGAUGACUUGCUCAGUGCGCGUUUGGGGGUGAGUCCGGUGGUACAUGUGCACGGUCCCUAUGGCUGUGUAGCCACCCCACCAGCCGCUUGCGGCUGGUAACCUACGCUUAUUACGAGAGUAAGGUCUGUGCCUCUCAAGAGACUAAUAAUCGCGUCAAGUCGCGACAAAUCCAGUCGCUUCGCUUCCAUAAUUACCCCAGCCUCAGACAUGGCACCCUCGCGACCAGAGUUGCGGCAGGCGACUCUCGAUAGCCACUUCCGCCAGAGCACCAACCGGAUCUCCAAGAAGCCGCGGCCGCCACAGGCCGAAAGCGAAAAGUCACGGAGUGUCGCGAGGCCGGCUGCCAAUGCCAAGCGCUUGGGCGGAGACCGCGUCCUCACCGAUGUGUUGCUCGCCAUCAAGCCCGUGCACCUCGCCAACAUCGCUAGCCAGCAAAAGAAUCACGAGUACCGAAAGUACCGACUGCACGACGGCGUGACGCGCUUGUGGUUCUACGAGACGGGAGACGAGGGAGGCCGCUCGGCUAUCACACAUAUUGCGGUAAUUCCCUCCUCGGUAAGGCGCACCCCCGGCACCGUCCCGACAGAGCCCUUUGGCAUCGGCAACGACGACUUCAACGCCGGACGGAAGGAGUCGAAAUAUGGUUACCCGAUCUUGGAGCUCUACGAAUUGACCAAGCCGGUCGGGCUGGCGGAGAUGAAGAGCCGCUGGGGGUUUGGCGCCCCGAUGGGCUGGCGAUACGUCGGCGCGGACUUGUGGGAAGACCGGUGGGGAGACGACGGGGAUAAUCGCGAUGCCAAGGUGCGGAAGGUGUUCUGAAGACAAAGACGCCAAACAUGCA
Molecule: messenger RNA, 973 nt
Organism: Chaetomium strumarium
Lineage: Eukaryota; Fungi; Ascomycota; Sordariomycetes; Sordariales; Chaetomiaceae
Exons: 3
Coding region: 340-951 (203 amino acids)
Source: RefSeq, a predicted model, not a curated record